AUCGUCCAGGACAAACACCGGCAGCCAGCAAGGCGUGGAAGCAGUUUGGAACCGAAAGCAGCUCAUGGCGGAUCUAUUUUGCCUGCUCAGGAGCUCAAUGACUCAUCGAAGCGCAGACCCAGUUCGAUUUCUCCGGACCUGCGGGGCCCUGAAAGGACGGACCAAUCGCGAUCAUUAACGCCUAGCUACAGCACGGCUGAAACAGAUGGAUCGAUUCCACCUCCUCGGGAACACAUUAUCUAUGGAGUGGUGGAGGCACAGGCGGAACUGGCACUGAAUCCUGAUGGGCCCACUGAGCUUGAAAAUGUAAGGGCAGGCCACAAGAAAUUAAAAAAGCCCAUCAAAACUGUGACAAAUCCGCUAGAGACUACAGAAUCUACUGGAACUAUUUCAACUGCUCGUGAGCUCGCUGACACAUCGAACCCGACCAAAUGUAGACCCAACUCGCUGCCCCUGGACCUUGAAAAGGGCGACAAAUUGCGGACUUCAAGAAGUAGACGAACCUUGAAACUUGAUACGGAAACUGAAGCGACUGCUCAGGAGCCCAAUGUCUCAUAUAAGGAAAUACCCAACUGGCUUUCUCUGGAUCUCCCUGACCCCAAAAAGUUGCAUGAAUUGCGGUCUUCAAAGCGUAUAUCCAAUUCGCUUCUUUUGGACGUACCUGGGCUUGAAAAUGCACACAAAUCUGGAUCAUCAAAACCUAGAGAUACCUCGCUUAAUGCUGACGGCCCUCAACCGCCUCCUCGAGAGGCUAACACAGAUAUUAAGAAGGUAUGCUGUAAAAAUAGGUAUCAAAAUAAAAAAUCUAUCCUUCAGACGAAGCAAACACGUAAAAUUAAGCGUAAACCCAGCUGCACAGGCGGUCCAGAGCAAGAAGCCACUCAUGAUGGAGAUAUUUCGCCUGCUCGAGAGCACACUAACCAUGGAUCUUCGGGGUCUUUUCUUGAUCGCCAGGAAGAAAAAUCGCCAGAGCUGGCACCGACUCUUGGUGAACCCAACAUUGAGCUUAAAAAAGCGGACCAAUCGGGACCAUUAAAGUCUAGCCAAAGCUCGGUUUUAGCUGGUAGCAAACCGCAGGCGUCUCCAGACGAACACAUUCCGCCAUUGACUCCCGAAGAAUCUACUACAUCCAGCCCUGAGUUUUCAAUGAGUCUGGCGGAGUUAUCGCAUUCAUUGAAGCAUGCAAAUAAAGACAGACCGCGCUCUAGCAUCGUCAAAAGGCGUCACGACACCCUGAAAUCUGGCUGGAAAAGUAAAGAACUUAUGGAUUCGCUUGACGAUUUGCCCUUGUCUGAAUUGCGGAAACAAAUAUUAUUUGACCAAAAUGCCACUGAAGCAGAGGGAAGAAAACCUGAAAAUAUUGAAAACCAUAGUGCCAAGAGUCCCGUAUCUCCAGGGUCAGUUAAGCGUAAAUCACCGACUGAACCAACCAAACCAACACCAUUGCAGCCGAUCAAGAGAAGGAGACAAGCACAUGUUCCAAUUAACCGACAUCUGGAGAGUGCUCGUUCAAUGCCUAAGAUUGAAAUGGAUCCAACUCCUAUCGAUUUAAGCACUAACAUAUUUGAGGAAUCCGUAGAGCAGACAGAUAUUGAUUUAGAAAAGGCAGCCGAAAAGGCCGACAGCGCCAUAACCAACUGCUGGAGUGAGCAACAGAUCGAUUUAAGCAGCGAGAACAAUGUGGAGGACAUUGAGAUAUCUCCAGAAAUUGAUAAUUGCCUGAAGAGCUUUACCAGUAACACACCAAGCGAAAUUUACGAUCAACUAGCCGACACAACGGCGAUCUUUGAAAUCUUGCCAAAUUCCUCCAAAGUCGAUAUGGAAAAGGCAGACCUCAUGCUGCUCACCGGCGAAGAGGAGGACAUUCUUGACUACGAAGAGGAUGGAGACAUUGACGAUGAUGUCUUAUCGGUUACGGCUGCAUCUUGGGAUGGCAUGAAUGAAGUGGAGACUAAACCAGAGAUUAUAAAAGCUUCGUUCAGAAACUAUCGCAUACCCCGAGUUAAUACAGAGGCACUGGAGACGCAACAGCCAAUAAUGCCAACGCUGUGCGUCAACGAGGAAAUACUGAAAGAAAAGGAACAGCCGGAGCCAAAGAAGCGGAUAUUAACGAAACGGAAACAAUCAGGGUCUGCUGCGCCGUUGUUUGUACUCGACCAUCAUGAAGUGCCCUCUUCAACAUUACCUUUAGUGCCUGCCCCAAUAAUUCAAUCCCAGUAUGACCAGAAGACAAGCCUAACCCAUACGGCAUACACAAGACCUACAGAGUGCACACCAAUAAUGCACACGUUUACCGGACGGUCAGAGAGGAAUAUAGAAGCGCAAACCAUAUAUUCAAUGCCUCCUACAGGCCUCCUAACGUCUUCAGUACGUAUACCAAUAAUAUACUCAACCAACGACCAGGAAAGGAUACAGCUUCGGGAGAAUGCGCUAGUGCAUAAACAAUACGCAGCGACUUAUCCAGCGUAUUCAGCGCCUGCUCCAAUUGUAACGCAGCUACAGGAUAAAUCCAUGAUGAACCCUGCUGCAACAAUAACGCAAUCGUUUGGCAAUCCACGUGAACAGAUAUUCCCCGCUCGAGAUAUGGCGAAACCUCAACCGAAAAUUGCCCCGCCAUAUCGUUAUUCAGCUGUGAAUAACAAUUCCUUUCGUCCUAGUGAUAAGGAAUGGUUUAGUUGUGAGUACUGGAUGGUGAAUUUAUUUGGAGUCAAGUGCUAUGCAAAUCUAGACGAUGAUUGCACCGCUCAAUGCUGUAACCAUACAUUCACCGGCAUAGGAGAGUUUACACGGAAAGUGAUGAAAUUGGAUGAGCAUAAUCUGUUAUUCACAUAUCACCGAAUAGUAAUGCAUAGUCAGCGUCUCUUUCUCAGAUUUGCUUCGGUUUAUGUGGAUGUAUUUGACUCGAAAAAUAUGCAAAACGACUUGAUGCACUUGCUGAUGGAUUGCCGCUUAUACAAGUCCUUUAGUGCUCCAAUUGUUAGCAAAGUCUUCACUGCCAUGAAAAACAAGGGCUUGGAAACGCAUGCAACGUGUUGCAUUAUGAGUACCUUAUGGGCGCCCAGUAGAGCGCACGAGUUCAGGGAACUGACGUUAAUUAUCUUACAAAUUCUAUCAACCUCCAAUUGGUACACUUAUAGUGAUAGUAUAGUGAAGCUAUGCCAAACACAAGGGUUCCAUUUACCACCUAAUAUACUGAUAACCAUUCUCUCGUCGACGCACGGGAAACAAGAAUUAAAAAACGACGCUUUGAAGCUCUUGUUGGUCUUUCGAGUCGGCUCUGGGGGAUCGAACACAGAGCUUACGAAAGCUAUUGUUAAGUUUAUGGAAGAUAACCCUCAAUGAGAGGUACACCAGCUGGGAACAAUAUAUUUUUAAAAGGCUGUUGAACAGUAGAAUCGAACACAAUCAGUUAUAUGUAUUUCGGUGCGCAAUUAUAAAAUCCCAUCGGACUUGGUAUCAUUACUGUAAUGAUAUUAAAUAUUUCAAUUUAUAAGUUUACAAACA
Molecule: messenger RNA, 3504 nt
Organism: Drosophila guanche
Lineage: Eukaryota; Metazoa; Arthropoda; Insecta; Diptera; Drosophilidae
Exons: 10
Coding region: 1147-3342 (731 amino acids)
Source: RefSeq, a predicted model, not a curated record